Messenger RNA from Coregonus clupeaformis (lake whitefish), 2190 nucleotides. It is a transcript of the gene dnaaf11, whose product is annotated as dynein axonemal assembly factor 11. NCBI's taxonomy places the organism in Eukaryota, Metazoa, Chordata, Actinopteri, Salmoniformes, Salmonidae. Gene Ontology annotation, biological process: outer dynein arm assembly. Gene Ontology annotation, molecular function: protein binding. The record is from RefSeq and is a predicted model, not a curated record. Gene Ontology annotation, cellular component: cytoplasm. The coding region runs from base 71 to 1507 and encodes 478 amino acids. The transcript has 12 exons.
GCACCCACUGUCACCUUGCAGACAGUGUUGGUUUCUAGUAGCAACGCCUGCCAAACAGAAGAGAAGAAAGAUGGUCCUGAUCACAGAAGACAUGGUCCGACGUCGGGCAGAGCAUAACAACUGCGAGAUCCUUUCCUUAGAGGAGGUGUCUUUGCAUCAACAAGAUAUUGAGAAAAUAGAACACAUUGAUAAAUGGUGCAGGGACCUCAAAAUUCUGUAUCUUCAAAACAAUCUCAUUCCCAGAAUAGAAAAUGUAUAUAGACUGAAAAAGUUGGAGUAUCUAAACCUUGCUUUGAACAACGUUGAACUGAUUGAAAACCUGGAAGGAUGUGAGAGUCUCCAGAAGCUGGACUUGACAGUGAACUUUGUGGGCCGGUUGAGCAGUGUGGAGUCAUUGAAGCACAACCUCCAUCUCCGAGAGCUUUUCCUGGUGGGGAACCCCUGCACUGAGUUUGAGGGCUACAGGCAAUACGUUGUGGCUUCACUGCCCCAACUGAAGUAUCUGGAUGGGAAAGAGAUUGGCAGGUCGGAGAGGAUCCGGGCCGGACAAGGCCUAGAUGAGGUGAGGAGGCGGAUUCGGCAGCAGGAGCAGGAUUACCUGAGGAAGAGAGUGAGUGAGAAAGAGGAGGCCAAGAGAGAGGGAGGAGAGGCGCAACGGGGGCCGAGAAAGGAAAGCAGCUCCUCUGCUAAAGAGAAGAAGCCUGGCUUUGAUGGUCGCUGGUACACUGACAUCAACAACACCAUCCCUGUGCCUGAAGAAAACAAAGAGAUCCAAGGGAGAGAGGAGAAAGUGAAGACAAGCUGCCUUUCUUCAGAAGACCAGGAAAGGGAGUUUUGGGAGAAACCUUGUGCCUUUACUCCAGAGUCACGCCUGGAAGCUCACCGCCACCUUAACGAGAAGAAAAAGGCUAAAGAAAGGGAGACUGUGAAGACGCCCAAGGCCCCGAGGACACUGAUCACGCCCCAUGGACGGGUGAUGAAUGUCAAUGAACCCAAGCUGGAUUUCAAUCUCACAGAAGAUGGGGACAAUAACACCAUUGUCUUGGAUCUGGAAGUCUACAGACAUAUGGACACUUCCCUGAUGGAUGUUGAUGUUCAACCAACGUACGUCCGAGUGACUGUCAAAGGAAAGAUUUUUCAGCUGGUGCUGCCUGCAGAAGUGAGGCCUGACAGCUCGACAGCGAAGAGGUCCCAAAUCACCGGCCACUUGGUCCUCACAAUGCCAAAGGCUCAGGAUGAAAUCAAAAUGACAACCCCUCGUCCUCCCAAAGUCUCUCAAAGCAGCAACACACCUGAAGAGAAGACAAGGAAAGGUAACAGCCGGCAGAGGUUGGAGGUGGAUCCCAGUAAGCACUCAGGGGUCGACUUGGCCAACAUUGUCCCACGAGAGAACAGCGCUGGAGAGGGACCUCUGGAGAUGUCAAGGAAACGGUUGAUCACUGCGACAGAGCAGACCACCUUUUAUGAUAACUUUGUGGACAACCCAGAUGUUCCCCCUUUGAUAUGAGAGUGAAAUUAAAAAAUCGGUCUGACAAAUUUGUGAACGCACCAAGACAGAUAGAGAAGAUAAAUAUUUUGUGUCCAGCCUUUAAUGCAAUAGCUUUCACCUGUUCUGAAUGACUAUUUGCAGAUGCAUAUCAAGUGACAUAAAUAUCAUAGAUCUGCAUAUCAUCUGACAUAAAUGUAAAAAUAUAUUUAAUACAGUAAAUGCAAGAUAUGUCUAUCCAGCAGGUCUGUUUGAAUGGUGUGCAAGUCAGAGAUGCUCAUAGAUGUCAGUACAGUAUAUCAUUGUGUAUUGAGUUAUGAUGGUAGUACAAGAAACCCUCCUGAACGUGUGUUUAGUUGCUCUGUGGUCCAUUUUUGUUUGAACUGAGUUAUAUCCUUUCCUUUUUAUAUUGGUGAUGUUCCCCACAUACAAAAUAAUAGAUUUCUAUAGUAAAUUGUUGUGUGCUGUAGAAUACCAUACUACACACUGUAAUAUCCCUCGAUCAUGUGUAGUACUUACUAUAGAAUGUUGUAGAAUACUAUAGUAAAUACUACAGUAUUUAAUUUGCAUAUAUCAUGCCCAUUUCCGUCCCCCAUAUCGCAGUUUGUGCCACCCCUAAGUAAGAAACCUACAUACCAAGUAUAGACUAUAUACAGUGAGGGGAAAAAGUAUUUGGUCCCCUGCUGAUUUUUUACGUUUGCCCA